This is a messenger RNA of Ogataea parapolymorpha DL-1, 705 nucleotides long. RefSeq names its product Acylpyruvase FAHD1, mitochondrial. The record is from RefSeq and is a predicted model, not a curated record. Gene Ontology annotation, cellular component: mitochondrion. The coding region runs from base 1 to 705 and encodes 234 amino acids. NCBI's taxonomy places the organism in Eukaryota, Fungi, Ascomycota, Pichiomycetes, Pichiales, Pichiaceae. The transcript has a single exon. Gene Ontology annotation, molecular function: acetylpyruvate hydrolase activity.
AUGUCGUUUAGCUACGUGAAGAACGCGGGCAAGUUUUUGUGCAUUGGCCGCAACUACCUGGCCCACAUCAAGGAGCUGAACAAUGCCAAACCGUCCGAGCCGUUUUUUUUCCUCAAGCCAAAGUCGUCUGUGCUUCUUCCUAAACAGGGGCCGGUGCUAGUGCCUCGAGGCACCAUUGUCCACCACGAGGUGGAGCUGGCCUGUGUUGUGGGCAAGACUCUCAGAGACCUUGACCCUGCUAGCUUCACGCCCUCGGACGCCCUAGAUGCCAUCAAGGGUUACGCCCUGGCAAUUGACAUGUCUGCAAGAAACGUCCAGGACGAGAUGAAGAAGAAGGGGCUUCCCUGGACGAUUCCAAAAGGGUUCGAUACAUUUUUGCCCUUAUCUGGCUUCAUAGGCAAAGACCAAAUUGCAGACCCAUACAACGUGGAGCUGAAUCUGACGGUGAAUGGCCAGACUCGUCAAAAAGACAUGACAAAUCUGAUGAUAUUCCCUAUCCACCGCAUUCUGACCACAAUGUCGUCAAUCAUGACCAUCGAGGAGGGCGAUGUGAUCCUCACAGGCACGCCAAAGGGCGUUGGGUCAAUAGUUCCAGGAGACAAAAUCGAGGCCUGGGCCGAGGUUGACGGCAAAAGAUUACCGGAAAGUGUUUUGGAGUUGGACGUGGCCGAGAAGCCUGGCCCGUAUUUCUACCAAGCUAAAUAA